UAUAUGAUGGUCCCUUGGCUUUGAAGCCAAGAGAAUUUUGAUGGUUACAUGCCCGGCAUGCAAAGCUUAAUGUAGACGUUCUCUCGGUUAAGCACUGAUCCCUGCAAUCAAGGGCCAAGGCAUUCUGUUUCGGAAGAAGAAUGGCAUCCCUCGUACCAGGAGUUCUACUGAAGCUUCUCCAAAGUAUGAACUCUAAUGUGAAAGUUCGCGGGGAAUAUCGCUCAGUCCUUCUGCAGGUGAUCAGCAUCGUACCCGCAUUAUCUGGGUCUGAAUUAUGGCCUAACCAAGGUUUCUUCAUUAAAGUCUCCGACUCUUCUCAUUCAACCUAUGUCUCACUCUCAAAGGAAGACAACGAGCUCAUCCUGAAUAAUAAGCUGCAGCUUGGCCAAUUCUUUUAUGUGGAUAGAAUCGAGUCAGGUACACCUGUCCCUAUUCUCAUUGGGGUUAGACCACUCCCUGGACGCCACCCUUUUGAAGGCAAUCCUAAGGAUUUGAUGCACAUGUUAGAUCAAUCACAGCACCCUCAUAAUCAUGCAAAGUCCAUGAAUUUAAUAGAAGCCAAAGAGAAUCCAAGCUCAAGGCACAAGAUUGUUAUUAAAGAGGAAAAAGUUGGUGUUGCAUCCAGGUACAUGCAAGGUGUUCUAAAUUCAAACUCAAGAAUGAACGGGCCAGAUACUAAUAUAGGAAUCAAAGGAAAUGAUUUAGAAAAUGGUGUAGAUGGUAAAAAGAUGGGAUAUACGAAAGGAAAGCAACUAGAGAUCAAAGGUCAGGUGCAACCAAUGACACCAACUGAUACUCGACUUGAAGCACUUUCACCUAAGCAGGACGUCGCUCAAUCUAACAUCCGGGAGACUGUCAUAGCACCUAAUAAGCGCAUUUCUGUCAAACAAAGUUCUACCAAACAGGAAAAUUUGAACACAAAUUUGUUGUCUCGUGGUAAAGAUAAAAGCAAUAGCACUGAGGCAAUUCCAUGGUCGUCUUUGCCAGCCAAGCUUAUGAGGCCCGGAAAGGGUAUUCUUAGAAGGAAACAUCUAGCCUCUCUGGUUAUCGUAGAAGCCCAAAAAGAAGCAUCUGCAGCAACAACGAUAGUUAAAUGCCUAAGUAUGUUCGCCAAUAUCUGCUCUUCUGCAUCAUCAGAGAACCCUCAUGGCACACUGAACAAAUUUUUUGCUCUCCAACAGCUCAUAGACCAGCCAAAUGGUACAACUCAGUUGAAAGAUAAACCACUUGAACUAGACAAAAUUCCAACUUCCGCAGAAAAACAAAAAUGGGGCAAGACAGCAGGUUUAACGCCUGUUAAAAGCACGUCAAAGUCUCCAAAAUCCUUGACCGAACUAUCAGGGACUGAGAAGCAAGAAUGGGCCAAAGGGGAUGGCAUGAAAGAGAUCAAUGAGCUGAGAGAGGUGUUUUUAAAUGAAACAAGAUCAUGGUUUCUGAUGUACUUGGAAAAGACAUUAGAUGCUGGGUUUUCCGUUGCUUCCCAAGAGAAGGGCAAGGAUAUUGCAGGGAGACAAAUGGAGCAAGCCAACCAUAUAGCUCUCACGUUGUCACAUCUUAAGCAUGCAAACGAUUGGCUGGACAAACUAAGAUGCUAUUCCAACACAGAGAGUGAAGGGCUGGUGGAGACUGUUGACAGAUUGAAGCAAAAAGUAUACUCUUGUUUGCUUGUACAUGUUGAUUCUGCUGCAUUAGCUUUGGAGAACCGAGCUUGAUUCUAGACCAAGAAACUAUUUCACAACAUAACUCUAAUGCUAUUUAUUUAGUUAAAUGUGGUUGAGCCAAACAUUGAUAAUUGUAGGUUGGACUGCUCUGUUCCUAUAGUGCAAUGUGAUCUAUGAUGUUAUUUGUACCCAUAAAAUACAGUAAAUAAAGGAACUGACUUGAUGUUAAAUUUCAA
Cajanus cajan (pigeon pea) is the source of this 1897-nucleotide messenger RNA. Its product is annotated as protein CORTICAL MICROTUBULE DISORDERING 1. The record is from RefSeq and is a predicted model, not a curated record. Lineage: Eukaryota; Viridiplantae; Streptophyta; Magnoliopsida; Fabales; Fabaceae.